CCGCUUUGCCAGGAAAGUAAACACACCAUUCCGUCAAGAUGGCCCCGCUCUCUGUGUUCCGAGCGGCACUUCUGGUGUCGUUUUCAGUGUUUCUAACUGUUGUGUUGGGUUUGGGACUGCCUGCUCUGCUGAACGCAGCGAUGAGGAUGUUGGGAUUACCGGAGACGAGUGUCACCGAGUGCAUAGUUACGAUGUAUUUACUUUUUGUGUUGUAUGUUGCGACGCCUCGAAUCCCCAGAGGACUGGUGGAGGUGAAGGGGAAAGCUGUGUUUGUCACAGGUUGCGACAGUGGAUUUGGUCAUUCGCUGGCCAAACAUUUGCACAAGCUUGGCUUUACAGUCUUUGCUGGAUGCCUUCUUAAGGAUAAAGGUGGAGAGGGUGCGAAGGAGCUCGAGGAAUUCAACUCAGAUCGCAUGAAAGUCGUCCAGCUGGACGUCUGCAGUGAUGAACAGGUGAACCAGGCUGUGGAAUAUAUCAGGGACAACCUGGCUGACUCAGAAAGAGGUCUGUGGGCUGUGGUGAACAACGCUGGUGUGUCCACAUUUGGAGAAGUAGAGUUUACUUCCAUGGACACCUACAAGCAGGUGUCCGAGGUCAACCUGUGGGGCACUAUCAGGGUCACCAAAGCUGUUCUACCGUUAAUCCGCAGGGCCAAAGGUCGCGUUGUGAACCUGAGCAGCAUGUACGGCAGCAUGGGAAAUGUCAUGCGGUCACCUUACUGCAUAUCUAAAUAUGGCGUUGAAGCUUUUUCUGACUGCCUUCGCUAUGAGAUGAAGGCCUGGGGAGUGAAAGUGUCCAUAGUGGAACCGGGGAACUUCAUCGUGGCCACCGGCAUCCUGACCCGCGACAUCGUGGCCUGCACGGCCAAUAAGCUGUGGAAUGAGGCGCCCUCGCACGUGAAAGAGGAUUAUGGGAAAGCCCACUUCGAGCAACACAUGGCUCUGAUGCGCUCCUACUGCAACAGCGGGCAGAAGGAUGUGGCCCCUGUUCUGGAUGACAUCACCGAUGCCAUCAUGUCCAAGCGUCCGUAUACGCGUUACAAUCCCACGGAGCCACACUGGUGGAUCAGAGGGCAGCUGAUGACCCAUCUGCCCGCCGCCAUAUCUGACUCCCUCUACUUCUAAAAGAGGAGCUGUUCCUGUACCCUCCAUUCUACCGCAACCCCCCCCCCCCCCCCCACAGAUAGCAGCAUAAUCUUCAACCAUGCAGAUCUACAAACUUACCCUGAGGAGGGGGUCUCUGCUAAGUAUUCCUCAGCAAUUGCAAUCAUUCACUGAUCAAGCCUUAAAACAUGAUGGUUUUUAAACUGUAAGUAUAUUGCACUUUGCUUUUUGGUACAUCUGACAAGUAGUUUCAUGUAUACAGAUACAUUCAGUGGUAAGUGGUAACUACUUUGUGUUGGACAUCAGCAGGGCUAUGACAUGCUAGGCAUACUGUAUCGUUAUUGCUUGUUGUGAUUUUAGAUUGAGAGAAAAAGAUUGUUUGUCUCUUUAUAUCUUUUUUUUUUAAAUCUUUUUUCCUGAUUCUUGUGAUGUUUUGCCUUAUGAGAAUCUUUUGGAGCCCCACUGACAGGAGGACCAGAGCUGGUACAGCUCCCGCUGUUCUGUUGUGGCUGUCGCCGGAACGAACCAAGGUCAGCUACUGUAAGACUGUGGUCAGAUUUGGCUCGGCUCACCCACAGAGUUACGUAACAGCUAACACAAGCCCACUUUGUCUCACAUGCACCAUGAGAUCCUGCAUGCUACGUCCACAGUGAGGUUGAUUGGUGUGAUUAAUGGGCGUGCUUGACAAAAAGAAAAAAGAAAACGCACCCACUGCAUACUUGGUGUUUUGUACAUAGAAUUAUGUGAAUGAACAGAGCAUUUUAUUUUGAAAAUAUCACAAUCACGCUAUCAUUUUUUUUCCCAAGAAUGAUUUGAAAUAAAUGUGA
Messenger RNA from Scatophagus argus, 1930 nucleotides. RefSeq names its product 3-hydroxybutyrate dehydrogenase, type 1 (gene bdh1). The transcript is spliced from 5 exons. Lineage: Eukaryota; Metazoa; Chordata; Actinopteri; Scatophagidae. The record is from RefSeq and is a predicted model, not a curated record. Bases 39 to 1124 code for a protein of 361 amino acids. Gene Ontology annotation, molecular function: oxidoreductase activity.